AUGGAGAGAGCCGUGACCACCCGUCCCGAAGGAGCUUUGCCCCGAGAGAAAGAAGUCAGUAAUGCCAUUGUUGUUGUCCUUUUUUUUUUCUCUCUCUCUCUCUCUCUCUCUUUUCUCUUUAAGAUUUUCCUCUUGACAUUUUUUUUUCUAUUUUACUUUUACGAUUGUUUUCUUUUCUCUGUUUUGCAAUUUUUCCCCCAUGUUUUUUUUUCUUUCACUCUGAAACCUUUUUCCUCGGUUAUUGUCGGUGUUAACUGUUGUUGUUGUUUUUGUUUUUUUUUGUUUUUUGUUUUUUUACCGGAUCUGGCUAUCUUUCUCUCUCACGCUCUUUCAUUUAUUUUGAUCUCUCACUCACUCUCUCGAUUAUUUUCUUUACCGAUCCCUCUCGACACAUGUUCUCUCUCUCUGUGUGAUCUCCCUGUGCUCUCAAUCCUCACUCUCAUUCUCUCUGCUCUCUCUCUCUCUCUCCCGUGCUUUUACCCCUGA
This is a messenger RNA of Acanthosepion pharaonis, 486 nucleotides long. The record is from the annotation of a GenBank genome assembly. Lineage: Eukaryota; Metazoa; Mollusca; Cephalopoda; Sepiida; Sepiidae.